This is a messenger RNA of Electrophorus electricus (electric eel), 7211 nucleotides long. The record is from RefSeq and is a predicted model, not a curated record. NCBI's taxonomy places the organism in Eukaryota, Metazoa, Chordata, Actinopteri, Gymnotiformes, Gymnotidae.
CCGAAAAUAUUUCAAGCAUUUGAACUGCAAGCAGGGAAGGGGUUGAGCGGGGGAAGGAGAGAGCGAGCGAGGGAUACACACUCUCACACACACACACUCUGCAGCUAGCGGCUAACUGGGCGCAGCGCUGACAGCGGAGCAUGGCGCGCUCUCCGGGGCUUCGUCGGCUCCAGAAAGGCGAUUCCGACGCGCCGACGCAGCCGCGCUGAAGCCGGGGGUCCGCCGGCAGGCUGCGGGAUGGCCGACCCUCUGCGCAGAACUUUAUUCGCCAAACUGCGAGGGAAGAGACCCAAGAAGGGGACGCCAGCUGAAGGUAAAGAAGUAGUUUCCCAAGCGGGCGCCGCGCAGGCUCUGCGAGCAGUCCCGAGCGCGGAGCGGGACUGCGCGUCCGCCGCGAGCAGAGGUAAGCGGAGCGGCUUUAACGGGGGGGUCCACAGCCCUCCUGGGAGGUUAGGUGGCCGCGGCGCGGCGGUGUCGGGCGGCGCGUCCCCCCGCCGCGAGGCGAGCAUGCGCGUAAACACCGGGGCGCCGAGCCUCGGAGGUCCAGAUAAUGAAACGCGCUCGGGGGUCUCUGUUCAAAGCGAAGUCCCUGACGGGAGGAGCGACAGAGGCGACGUGAAACGAUUCCACAGACAGGAGGUCUGCCUGUCAAAGCCCGGGCCGUUACCGCGGCGGCACGCAAGAGGAGACUGCAUAGGCUUCGGGAGCGGCGCGAGUGCUCGGUUUGAGCACGGAGGGGCCGUUAAAGCCGCAGACGGCCGGGAACCUUGUUUGGAGAGCAGUGGGACCGGCGAGAGAGCUGCGCUCGGCUACGAUGCCGCUUCAUUCAUCCCGAGAGACGUGAGCAGGUUUAACUGUACCGGCGAUCAGCUACCAGAGAGCGGCGUCACUGCCGGUGGGACGCGAACGCAUAACUGCGGCCGCCCUCGCGUUUUUCAUUACAUCGGCAGGAACGGCGACGAAAGCGACUUAAUUCGGACUGUUGAAAGUUCCCUCGAACUUUGCCGAGAUUUCAGGAUGCCGGCGCUGCAAAGUCCGACGUUUUUCCCCACCGAGCUGGAAGUGGUCCGCGCGGACGUGACCUCGCUUCUCGCGAGCUCUCGAGACCGUCACCACUCCGUGGACAGCGAGGACGACGACUAUUAUGACAAUGAAAUCCUUCCGUUUUACGAGUGCGGCACGCGGAACCCGGAACCUGAUGAGCCGGCCGAAACGUCCUCGCAGUCCCGGUCGGACCGGGACGCGACGCGGGAGACGGACAGGCUGAGGAACCGGCUGAAAGAGGCGCUCUACCUGCUGAUGAACGCCAUGCACGACAUGGAGCUGGACGGCCGGUCCAGUUCCAGCGGCUGCGCGGAGCAGAGCGGCAGCUCCAGCCAGUCCCGCGACAGCGUGACCUGGCCGGCGGACAGCGACGUCCCGCCGGCGAGUGGGCGGGGCUGCCGCGGGGUGGGCGGGGUCUCGCGGCGGAGCCGUAGCCUGCAGAGCCUGGCCCCGUCCCAGGGGAGGGGCAUACUGCAGCGGUCUGCGAGCGACGGGGGCGUGCGCUACCCCGCAGAGUGUAACGGGGGCGGCGCGCACAGCGGGAAGGGAAGUGACCACGCCCCCGGGGCCGUCGCGCCGGACGCAGGGGGUCCAGCGAGCGACGGCCAGCCGCGCUUCAAGGACGCGGCCACGGCGGAGGCUGCCGUGCCCGUGCCAGAGCACGUGUGUGAGGAGAAGACGCACCUGUGCGGACCGCCUGCUCUUCCCGGUAUCAUGGCUGUAAAAGCUGCCCCUCGCUGCCGGGAGCUGCCGAACCAGAGCGCGGGUGCUGGCGUCGGGAGGCCGCCCGGAGUCACCGUCAACAAGUUACAGGAAUGGAUGCACAGGGGCCGUGUGCUGUCGUCGGAGAUGCGCCAACGCAUUGCCGGAUCCUCCGCGCGCGGGGUUGAGGGGCAGGUGUGGGCUGGGCGCCCCAGCCAUGUGUGCGCCCCACGCGGGGACAAACCUGGGAGCAUGGGCCCUGCCGGAGCGCCCCAGCCAGUAGCUCUGUCAGACAGUAGCAGUGCGACCUGCCGUGAUCCCUGUUGUCGUCCGGUUCCUCUCAACUCCAUCACGGUCUCCAAGAAGCGAAACUGGCUACACCAGAGCUCCACCCGCCCCUCCCUGCCCUCUGACGAUGCGUCACCCCUCCGUCUCACGGUCGCCGAGGACGACCGUGGCCCCUCUCCCGACCCCCCCACGCCUCGCCAGCCGCGGGUCCGUCCGGGCGCGAGACCGGUCCGCGGCUCGCCCCUCCCCGUCGACCCGACGGAGGAAAACGACGCGGACGAUGAGGGCGAGAUAUGGUACAACCCCAUCCCCGAGGACGAGGAGGCGGAGCUCUCGCAAGGUGGCCCCGCCCCCCGGCCGGCAGAGGCCUGCGGGGAGGGGGGCGGGGCGGAGUGCAGCGGGGAUGCUGUGAGCGGGAUUACCGUGCAUUCCGGGGAGCAGGGCCAUCUGUCCCGGCAGACGUGCAGAACACAGGAGGAACUCCUCCCGGCACAACCUGCGGCUACAGAGGUGUGUGAGCCAAGCGUGGGAGGCUCGGCCUGCAGCCUCAACCCGGCCAAGAAGACCUGCUCCAUCAGCUGGUCCCUGCCCGAGCGCAUCCGGUCCCCGCGCACCGUCCGCAAGCUGUCCAUGAAGAUGAAGAAGCUUCCGGAGCUCAGCCGCAAGCUCAGCGUCAAAGGGAACCCCGCCCCCGCCUCCAGCGGCCAAUCGGAAAGCAGGGCGUGCCCGGUGCGGGCUGACAGCACGCCCAAGCUGUCGCCGGGGUCUGCAGCGUUGGCGAGCGGCAACGUGAUCUGGCGCUACCACCUGGACAGCAGCGUGUGCACGCAGAAGGGUGCUGUCGCCGUGGUGCCCAAGUCCGCCAGCAAGGGCGGUUACCUUAGCGACGGGGACUCCCCAGAGCUGGUGGCCAAGUCCAGCAAGCACAGCGACCCCCGGGACAGGGAGGCGGCCCCGGGGCCCAGGGCCCCCGGCUGGGACCUGGACAUUGAUGCCUUCCGGCCAUACAGCUUCUCGGAGCAGGCGCGGUGCACGGCCUACCUGUCGGGGCUGAUGAGCGUGCACCUGUGUGGGGCCGAGGGCCUGAGACCCCGGCGCGGGGACUCGCGCGACGUCUACUGCGCCAUCCAGGUGGACUCAGUGAACAAGGCGCGCACGGCGCUGCUGGCCUGCCGCACGGCUUUCCUGGACAUGGACCACAACUUCAACAUCGAGCUGGAGAACGCCCAGCACCUCAAACUGGCGGUGUUCAGCUGGGAGGCGGAGCCUCAGAGACGCAGCCGCGUGUGCUGCCACGGCACGGUGGCGCUGCCCCCGCUCUUCCGGCCGGCCGGUUCCCGCGCCCAGCGCCUGGCUGUGCGCCUAGAGCCGCGCGGGGUCAUCUACGUCAGGCUUGGUCUGAUGGAGCGCUGGGCCAACUCUCUGGACGCGCCUGAUGGGGAGGGCAGCCGCGAGGCGCGGGUCUUCGGCGCCGACCCUGCUAGCGUGGUGGAGCGCGAGGGGGUGGGACUCUCCGUGCCGCUCCUCAUUCAGAAGUGCAUCGACGAGAUCGAGAGGCGGGGCUGCCAGGUGGUGGGCCUGUAUCGUCUGUGUGGCUCAGCCGCAGCGAAGAAAGGACUGAGAGAAGCGUUUGAGAGGAACAGCUGUGCUGUGCAGCUGUCGGAGACCAACUACCCCGACAUCAACGUCAUCACAGGUGUUCUUAAGGACUACCUGAGGGAGUUGCCGUCCCCUCUCAUCUCGAAGCCGUUGUACGAGGCUGUCCUGGACACCAUGUCUACGAGACCUCUUCUCAUUGGCUGUGGCGGCUGUGAGAAUGACCCUGCAGACUCUGACCACACUGUCGGCUUGCUGGACGCUCUGCCCCAUGUCGAUAAGGCGACCCUGUGGAAGCUUCUGGACCACCUGAAGCGUGUGGCGUCCCACCACGAGGUGAACAAGAUGACGUGUCAGAACCUGGCCGUGUGCUUCGGCCCUGUUCUGCUCAGGCAGAGGCAGGACGCUGCAGGACUCGCCAACCGCGUGUUCAUCGACUCGGAGGAGCUGGCCAGUGCGCUACACUUUAAAAAACACAUCGAGGUCCUGCACUACCUGCUGCAACUGUGGCCAGUUGUGGACGCGCAGACUAAACCCCCGUCUCCCAUCCUGGAGCCCCGUGCCGACCCGCCAGCCGCGGCCCCCGUCCGAAGACGGAAGGAACGUCCUCAGGUGUUGAACUUGGACGACGGCGACCUGGCGGGCGUGCUGCGGCCCCGCCCCGGUCGCCUAGACAGCCCGAGCAACCGCUACGCCGGCGACUGGUCAGCCUGCAGGGACGCGUACCUCCAGCCGGGCCGGCCCGAGGAGGCCGACUACGAUGACGUGCCUGAAGAACCUCCCGCUGGUCACCAGGAGACCGCGAGCGAGGGCGGGGUUUCCCAGGGCGGAGGCAGAGCCUCUGAGCUGGAGGCAGCAACCGCAGACAAUGACGUGAUGGACGUGGAGGCGGAGGCGGAGCUCAAGCUGGAGGCGGAGCCAGAGAGCAGUGGAGAGCAGAGCGAGGAGGACAGGGGCGUGGUCCAGCUUCAACGGGACGUUGCCGCGGCGAUCGUCCCCGUCUGCCGAGAUCGGGUCCGGUCCGAGCGGGACGAACGCGCCUACCAGGCCUACAUGAAGAUCAGCCACAGGGUGAACCUGCGGGACCUGCGGGACCUACAGGACAGCAUCGACACGCUGAUUGGAAACCUGGAGCGGGAACUGAACAAGAACAAGCUGACCGUGGGCUACGGCCUCUCACACUGACUCCAGCAGUCACACACGGACACGGAGCAUGGACGUACUGACAUUCCUUUGUUUUGAAUGAUCUGAGACGUCUUCUCGGUUCCUCUGUCUUUGAUUUUGUUCUUUAUGUCGUGAGUUGUUUUCUUCUUAUUAGAAGAACCCAUUCAGCCCCGUGGGGUUGCCAGGUGCCUUCAUUAUGUAAAGGUAGAACUUCAGGCAACGGAGUUUUCUCUAAUGUCCUGUUUCUGUAGAGCGACGGGAUAGACUUGUAACCACGUAAACAAUGCACUUAUGAACCCCGCGUCUGGAGGCGGCGUUCAGAUAAACACAGACCCUAAAAUCCCUAAACCAGAGACAUGUCUGAUCCCUAAAGUGUGAAUCUCCCCGCACUGUGAUGUAGAUGCAGGGCAAAUCAGGCAACCCAUGUGUACCCCAGAUGAACCGACACAUCCCAGAAUGCCUAGGCGCUGACGACCCUCCCCGUAAACACACUGGUACGAUGGACCUUGUGCAGACAUUCCUACACCUCAAUGCUGCAUCCUAAACACUCUCUUGUCCUGAACACACCCCAGGAGAAUGCCCUCCGUCUUUAGCCUUAACCCCCUGCCCAACACACACACACCUCUCCAGUCUAUUUAAAACAAUUACAAAUGCUUCACACUCUACAUUACCUGUACAAAACAAAAACAUCUUCACAGUAACUAGUGAAGUAACUAGUGAUACUUCAGAAUAGUUAGUAGAAGCUAAAUAAUCAUGUUUUAAAGCAAAUGUUUUCUCGCCUCCAGCCGGCCCCUUGCUAACAGAGUCAGGUUUGAAACGCGUGCGUGUAAGGUACAAACUCCCUGACCGUCUGGAGCACCAGGCUUCCCAGAAAGACAGAGGGCAGGAAAACUCUCACAGCCGGAUGAGUCUUGGAUGGGCCUGGGACGUUGGCGUUGGCUUGUGAUUGGCAUUGCCAUGGUUACUGUCUGUAGGGUACUGUCAUACUUUGUGCAGUUCAGGGGCGCGGUACUCGUGGAGUAUUUAUCGGACACAGACAUGUAUAGAUAUAGUAGGAGUACGUUCUGUUUUUUGACAGCUGUUUAUAUUGGACAGUGUUUAUAUUUAAAUGUUUCUCAGCUGCCUUGUAGUAUUUGCCCUGUAGAUUAGAAUCAGAUUCAUUAAUGAAUAAAUAAAAGUAUUGAUUGAUUUUUUUUUUAUUUUUUUUUUCCUUAAGCUACCAGGACACAUUUGCAGGAUGUACAGAAGCAGACGAAGCUGUAAAGUGUGUGUGUGUGUGUGUGUGUGUGUGUGUGUGUGUGUGUGUGUGUGUGUGUGUGUGUGUGUGUGUGCGUGCGUUAUCUUAGGGUAGUGUAUUUAGGGGAGUCCGCGCUUGGGUCAAAAGCUUUACAGUAAAUACGUGUAUCUAAAUGCCUCCUACACUCUGUAUUUAUGCGUGUAAAUAGAGAUUGUUUGUUUUAAUUAUGGUCAAAUCGUGGUUGGUUUUUCCUGUUUGGCAGCUGUUCACAAUUGUAAAUUAGUCAUGCUAAACAAGCGUCUGUCUGAGAUCAUGGGGCUGUGGCUAUCAGCCCCGUAGUCAGUGUGUGUUUGUGCUUUAAGCCUGUUUGUCACAUCUAGACUAAUUAAAUCUGGAUGAUGACUACACCAGUUUUGAAACGGUUGGACAAUCUCGUAGAGGAUGUUCUUGGUGCAGAACUAAAAACUAUCUGUGUAAAAUGUUUUUCAUUUUUCCAGUGGUGUUUAUUUUCCCCCCAGAAGCCACAGCGUAAAGGUCAUUUGUUAAAUGGGAGCGCACAGUUCCAAGGUCUCCAUUCCUAGUGUAGAUGCUUUUGGAGAAACGCGAAUAACUGCCUCUACCCAACCCGACCUGGUUAGGUCACCUCGGGUGUAGAUUAGUCGGGUCUGGAAAUGAAGACCACCUUUCCUUCCUUGUCUUCUCGUUCAUGGUACCUUUGGGCUGGCACUGAAGAUGUGAGGUGGCCCCAAGUGCUGGUCUGAGGUCAGACAUUCUUGCCAGAGUUCUGCCAUCUAUUGAAAAAAGGGGUGGAGUUAUGGCAGAUCCAGAGUCAGCACUGAGGGAUCACUCAUGCGUGUAAAAGGUACUGGACUUGAUGUAUAACGUGAGGCCCUCAGUGGUUUUUUGUUUGUUUGUUUUUGUUUUUUGUCAAAACAUUCCUUUCUUUUUUUCUAUCCCACACUUUUUUUUUUGUCUCUCUGCUCUCUCUCUCUCUCUCUCUCUCUCUCCAACGAUGCCUGUUGUCUCCAGUCUUUUGUGGGGUUUUUGUCUUGUUUUUAAACAGUUUGGUUCAACUGUUCUGACAAUGGACAGAACCCCAAUAUGAUGAACAUAUCACUAAACCAGUUAUGCUUUGUACUGAUAUUGACAUUAAUAUGGUCCCAUUAAAGUGUGUAUUUCA